Effrenium voratum is the source of this 702-nucleotide messenger RNA. NCBI's taxonomy places the organism in Eukaryota, Dinophyceae, Suessiales, Symbiodiniaceae. The record is from the annotation of a GenBank genome assembly.
AUGCGCCGGCGGGGGCAGCUCAGAGAUCAGGCCACCGCAGGGACUUUCCUGUUGGAGCUGCCUAUGGCUACGGAGUCCUGUGAGGGACGCUUCGUCUUGGAGGGCAUGCUGAUGCCGCAAAGUUUGAACGGCUCGGACUCGGACCAUCUGGCGCUGCUGCACUUCCCGGACCAAGAUGCGGCCGAGUCCUUCUUGGCGCGGGAGGAGCUACAGAGGCUGCAGCAGGCGUGCGUGGAGGACUUCGAGGUCAUCCAGCUGGAGCCCCGGAACCCCUGGCGCGCCCGCUGGGAGGCGCUGCGGUUGAGGCUCAGGCAGAAGCCAUCGUUUCCGCGCAGCUUUUCCAAGGACCAAGCGACGCUUUUGGCAGACCAGCUCGCCCGCAUGUCCGGCUAUGGGGGGCCAUUGGCUGCAGUGCAUUUUGUGAGCAUCGGCAGUGAUGAUCCCUCGUUGGCCAGAAGUGCCGCAUCUGCUGCCCUCAACGACGUGUGGCGUGCUGGUGGCCGGGGGCAGUACUUUGCCUACACGGUCAAAGAGGCUGUGUGCAUCGAGCUUUUCGUCUCCAGCUGGAAGAAACCCGGGGACCUUCUGAAGUACCUGCGACUGCACUCGGCCUCGGAGGAUUUUACGGACUUUGGAGCCGACUCCGCGGAAGAGCUGAGCAGCACUGCAGCGGAGCGGCUUUUGGUAUGCCCCCCGUUUUGA